CCGAGGCAGGAGGGCCCGCCCAGUGCGCAAGCGCAAACCUCCCAGAACCGGAAGCCGCGCUGGGCCGGGCAUGGCGGCUGCUGCAGAGGGUGUCCCGGCGACCCGACGGGAGGAGCCAGCUCGAGACGAUGCCGCGGUGGAGACAGCUGAGGAAGCAAAGGAGCCUGCUGAAGCUGACAUCAAUGAACUCUGCCGGGACAUGUUCUCCAAAAUGGCCACUUACCUGACUGGGGAACUGACUGCCACCAGUGAAGACUAUAAGCUCCUGGAAAAUAUGAAUAAACUAACCAGCUUGAAGUAUCUUGAAAUGAAAGAUAUUGCUAUAAACAUUAGUAGAAACUUAAAGGACCUAAACCAGAAGUAUGCUGGACUGCAGCCUUAUCUGGAUCAGAUCAAUGUCAUCGAGGAGCAGGUAGCAGCUCUUGAGCAGGCAGCUUAUAAGUUGGAUGCAUAUUCAAAAAAAAGCCAAGUACAAGAAGCUGGAGAAACGAUGAAAAGCUUAUUUCCAUGGGAAAAAGUCUUUUAAUUUGGAAGAAUGUUUUAUUAAGACCUGAAUCUGAGACUGAUAAAUUGUCCAGACUUCUCAAAAGGAAACUAUGCUGGUCAUCCCAGGAACAUCCCAGUGUUGGAGUAAACUGGAAGAUUGUGGCUACUCCUGAACCUCCUUUGGGGCAGUAUCUCUCAGAAACUCACACUUAUAACUCCUUAACCUUUUACUUGAAAGCUUCAUCAACCAUUCAGGACAGAAAUGCUCUCAAAGUUCAGGAUACACCUGGGCUUGCCAGUAGACUCAAAUGAGAGGAACUAUUUUCUCUGGUAGUGGCUGAUUACUGCAUUAUUUUCUUGUGGCUGGUUUUUGAGUUAUUGUGUAAAAAAAAUUUUUUUUUAUUAGUGAUGCUAAUGUAUUGUUAACAAGAUUCUAAAUUAAAAAAGGAAAAAACAAAACAAACUUGUCAUUUGCAGCUUCUCGCCUUAAGAAUAUAAUUUACUUUUUCAUGACAUUGCAAAUAACAGAAAAUCUUAAAGUAAUUCCAGGCCAAGUCUUCUAGACUGAGAAGUACUGAAAGUAGUGUUUUGAUAGCUUGUUGUAAGGGAUGGGCCCCUCUUGUCCUCUUUCUAUGUGAAUGAGAUGUGUGAGGAUGGAUGACAUCCUGACUUGUGCUCCCUUUUGGAAAUGUGAUAAAGACAAGAUGUAUAUGUGUGUGGGUGUUGGGUAGAAAGGUGGGGGCUGCCACUCAUAAAGCAUUUUAUGGAAUGUUUUCCUACCUGUGUCUGUAGGAUUGGGGGGCUCCUGCAGAGAAUAAGAGAUACUGAUUGACAAAUCUAGGUUGAAAGACAGGCAACCUUAUCUAGAAUAAGGAGGGCAUCAGCAGAUAGGAAGGUGCCUGGGGUCUUCAAUUAUAUCUCCAAAAGAGUUUCUUGUUUCUGUUUCUGUCUUUUCCCACCAUCUCUGUUCCAGACCACAAUCAUUUGUCCUCUGGUCCUUUGGAUUAUUACUAUGGUUUCUGUUAAUCUUAACUGUCCCUCCAAGGUACCCUUGCCACUGCUGCCAGAGCAAUUCUUCCAAAAUGUAAAUUAGUCAUAUUUCUCCUGCUUAGAAUCCUUUAGUGACAUCCUCUGGCUUCAUUGAAAAACCUAGACUUUUUAGCGUGCAUACAAGUCCCCUAUUUUAAAUAUUUCUUCAAUUUCAUUUCCUGUUAUUCCUACACAUCCACUGUGUUUAGCUAUCUUCAGCUACCUUAAAUUCCCCUGGUUGAAUUUUCUUUUCAUAAACUUUUUAUUUUAGAAUAGAUUUAGAUUUAUAGGAAAGUGCAAAGACAAUACAUAUUUGAUAAUACAUUAUUGAUACCUAAUAGUACAUAAUUGGGAGCACAUAUGAUAAUUUGAUGCAUUUAUGUAAGGUAUAAAGAUCAAGUCAGGGUUGCUGGGAUACUCAUCACCUUAAAUCUUUAUCUUUUCUUUAUGCUAGGAAUAUCUGAUUUAUUCUAUUUGAAAAGUGUAAUAGAUUAAAGUUAACUUAGUCACCCUACUGAUUUAUUGAACACUAGAACUUGUUCUAUUUAACUAUAUAUUGUACCCAUUAAUCAGCCUCUUUUCAUCCACACCACCCUACAAUCUUUCCUGGCCUCUGGUAACUACCAAUCUACUCUAUUUUCAUGAGAUCCACUUUUUUAGUUCCCAUAUGUGGGUGAGAACAUGUAAUAUCGGUCUUUCUGUGCUUGGCUUAUUUCACUUAAAAUGAUGACUUCCAGUUCAUCUAUGCUGCAAAUGACAAGAUUCCAUUCUUUUUUAUGGUUGGGUGAUAUUCCAUUGUGUAUACAUACCACAUUUUCUUCAUCCGUUCAUCCAUGUAGUUUGCUUCCAUAUUUUGGUUAUUUCAAAUAACCAGUGCUACAAUAAACAUGAAAUGCAGAUAUCUCUCCCAUAUAUUGAUUUCCUUUCCUUUGGAUAUAUGCCUAGUAGUAAAGUUGCUAGAUCAUAUGGUAGUUCUAUUUUUAGUUUUUUGAGGAAACUAUAUAGUUUUCCAUAAUGGCUAUACUAAUUUACAUUCCCUGCCUCUAUCUUUGAGGGUUCCCUUUUCUCCAUAUCCUUUCCAGCAUCUGUUAUUCCCCAUUUGUU
This is a messenger RNA of Nycticebus coucang (slow loris), 2619 nucleotides long. RefSeq names its product biogenesis of lysosomal organelles complex 1 subunit 2 (gene BLOC1S2). Gene Ontology annotation, molecular function: gamma-tubulin binding. Gene Ontology annotation, biological process: endosomal transport; lysosome localization. Gene Ontology annotation, cellular component: gamma-tubulin complex; BLOC-1 complex; BORC complex. Bases 71 to 526 code for a protein of 151 amino acids. The transcript is spliced from 5 exons. Lineage: Eukaryota; Metazoa; Chordata; Mammalia; Primates; Lorisidae. The record is from RefSeq and is a predicted model, not a curated record.